UGAAUGUGAAAGCGCAGUUUAAAGGAGAUGUCUAACUGAUGGAAAUUGUCAGCAUUGAUUCACCGAAGUUCCGAAUAGGAGAUCUGAGAAAGCAGUUUAUUUCCUGUCUACCUAAUGAACAUAAAAUACUGAAGGAAAACGAAGCUAGUGAUCUUCUUACAUCUGAGUUUAAGAAGAUCGUAACUGAUUCUUCAAUAUUCAAGCAGCUUGAGAAUGAUUGCAGUUUGGAAAAUUUAUACGUCGAUAGAGAGUACACGACCUUAGAAGAAAUCUUAAAAAUCAUACCAUCGAGGAAAGAUGAAAAGCAGCUGAAAACCCUAACUCAUUUACUGAAAGAAACUGAAGGUUUGAAUUCUAGAACAUCAGUCCUCACAGCAAUGCAAAGAAAUCCUCGACCACUUGUGGAUAUGUCUUACCGAAAUUCUGUUGAUGAAUCUCCAGAGGCCACAGAAGUCAUCCCGGAUGUAUUUGUGACCGUUCUUGUCUACCGACCAUUUAGCCUUCCUAACAUUGAUCCCUGUGCACAGUCUCGGCAACUAGUCAUUACUCAGAGGUUGGUGCUGUUGUCCAAACAAAAUCUCACAGUCUUAAGGGAAGCUGUAAAGUGUUCACAAGAUAAAGUUUGGCUAGGAGACUGUAGCGAGGCCCUUGAUAAUCCUGAACUGCGUGUUUCGGCGGAUAAAAUAUACCCUUCUUCAUACUUUUUCAUUGAAGGCACGUUUUAUGAUGAUUUGCGGAACGCAAAUAGCAAGAGCCUUGGGGAAGAGGUUAUAAAGUGGGCGAAAAGCAAGAAAGAACUUAAGACGUAUGGGCCUUUUACAUCAUUACCAAUGGAAUCAAUGACUCUCGAAAAUCUUGUUAUUUGUAUUGGAAAGCCAUAUUUCUUCGUACACCAAGGAAAUUGUGAACAUAUGAUUAUCUUCUCCGAUAUCCGUCUUGUAGAUCGUGAUUCAUGUCAAACUGAGUCCUUAUUCCCAAUGCUCACCGGUCGAUGCAAUGUACGUGUAAUGCAUUGUUUCGUUUGCAGACGUCUUGCAUCCCGCUGGAUAGUUACAGAGUGUGGGACCAUUUUACCUGUCGAUCCAUGUCCAAUAUGUGAUACAAUAAAUCUUAUGGGUUUUCCUAGAGAGGAGAAAAACAAUGAACAAGCAGCGAACACAAACCCAUCAGUAGGAGAAUCAAGCGCAGAUAAAGUUGCGGCUGCUACUUUCGGUGUUUUAUCUGAAAUUUCAAGUCUCUUAAACACAGAUUUGAGAAAAGUUUACAGAAACGCGUAAGACAAACCUACCUAUACUUUUGGCUUCUGGAAUUUGUUUGAUAAUUGAUUCGAUAGCAACCACAACUGCUUUUUUAAAAGUGUAUCCAGCCGAAUCACGAAGAAGUCCAGAUAAAAAGUUUAAUAACACUGUAUACUUUUUGGGGUACUUUGUUGCUAAUGCAUGGAUAGAUUCCAAUACGACUAUUUUAAACUCAUCGCUUAUUUCACUCAUGAACGGAGAUACAUGUUUUAGCAAACGUUCAACAUUCGACUCGUUACCCGUCUAAAAAAUUUAAUAAAUAAUAUUCUAAGCUGUGUAAUUCCAUAUAGUCUAUAACUAUUGCACAUUACAAGUUAUAUUGCG
Messenger RNA from Schistosoma curassoni, 1622 nucleotides. The record is from the annotation of a GenBank genome assembly. NCBI's taxonomy places the organism in Eukaryota, Metazoa, Platyhelminthes, Trematoda, Strigeidida, Schistosomatidae.